AUGACUCAUGAGUUUGUUUUUUUAAUAAUAUCAUACUCAUAAAAAUGCAUGUAGUAGUAGAUAGUAUUUUGUAUAUUCUACUUGUGAAUUAUACUAUUUUAGUCACAUAUCAUAAAUAUUGUAUUCUUGUUUAUGCAUUGGGUUUAUUUACUCAUCCUUUUUUUUAUGCUUUGACGACGGUGGAUCCGUAUUCAUGUAAUGCAAGAAUGAUGUACCAGCUUGUAACUACAGGAAUAUCCCCAAAAGUAUGUUCAACAAGAUGUGCAUAUUGCAACGACAAUCUAUCAUUUCCUGCUUGUAAGAAAGGAAAACUGUUCAAUAUUUUUUGCAGAGCACCUAAUAACUGUUGCAGGUGGAAUGCUGAUAUCAAAGAAGGAAACACAAACUUGCUACGUUCAUGUUCAAGAUGUGAUGAGAGCAAGAAUUUUACGUGUACUUCUGACAGCGGAGGGAAAAUAAUCAAUAAAAUGUGUAAAGAUGAAGACAAAUGCAAUAGAGGUUAUCCUACCUCAGAAGAACAAAUAUUAAACAUCAGCACUUAUUUGCCGGCUAUAGGUGUCAUUAAUUGCUUCACUUGUAGUCAUAGUAUACCAAAAGGUGAUUAUCAAAAUAUGACAAAAACUGCAGAGUGUGGAUGGGUCGAUAAAAACAAGAUUCUUCCGUGCGAUUUAUCAACUCAUUCAUGUAUAUACGACGUAACAUUGAAAGGAAUACGUGCAAAAUACUUUCGGGGUUGCGUUCCUGGAAAAUACACUACAAACUGCACACAUGAGUAUUUUGACAAUUCCACAAGACAGAUCAUACAUUGUCGUAGAGAUCAUUGCAACGUUUUGCCGGUAUUGAAGAGCGGAUGCAGCGAUUAUUCCGGAAACUUGAUCAUAAUUUGCAUAUCAAUAACUUAUAUAUUAAGUAUUCUGUACGAUAUGUUUUAGUAAUAGUUAGACAUUACUAGUGGUAGAUGUGAUUCAAAACACUUUUUCAGUUAAAUAUUAUGAAGUGAAUUGAGAUACUACCAAAAGAUGCUGUAAUAUAAAUCUCAUUAAUAUAUCAAUUAUCUAU
Styela clava is the source of this 1059-nucleotide messenger RNA. RefSeq lists its product as uncharacterized. The record is from RefSeq and is a predicted model, not a curated record. NCBI's taxonomy places the organism in Eukaryota, Metazoa, Chordata, Ascidiacea, Stolidobranchia, Styelidae.